Molecule: messenger RNA, 2914 nt
Organism: Saccoglossus kowalevskii
Lineage: Eukaryota; Metazoa; Hemichordata; Enteropneusta; Harrimaniidae
Product: carnitine O-palmitoyltransferase 1, liver isoform-like
Biological process (GO): carnitine metabolic process; fatty acid metabolic process
Cellular component (GO): mitochondrion
Molecular function (GO): carnitine O-palmitoyltransferase activity
Source: RefSeq, a predicted model, not a curated record
AAUAUUCUUGGUUCCUUGAAGCAUGAGAUUUAUCAUGCAUUGGGGUUUUCUGCUAGUUUGUAUGCAUUUUAUAGAGACAGUGAUGGCCACCAUUAACUGAUAGAUCAGCUGAUGGAAAACCCCCACGUAAUUAUGAAAGCAAUAUGUAUGAAUGGAGUGACAGAGUUGUACAGACUGUUAAAAGAGUAGAUUGGGAUACAAGAAAUGGUCCUGUAGAACACAAUGUACAGAUGUUGGUGACACCUAAAGUAACUAGAGAAGUCCGUCGCCAUUUUGAUUGUGAAUUAUUGGAAGGCAUUGAAAUCGAGAAUCAAGGUGGAAGUGGUUCUGAAUUGUCACAUUUUGAGAAAAGACUUUUAGAAAAUGAAGCAAUGACAGGAAUUCACUCACAAACCAGAGUGUUCUCGCGCAUUUCAUUAGCUCUGAUGGAGGACACAGGAUGGUACGUUUGCAAUUAUGAUAUGGCUGAGCCAUUACUAUGGGGAAAGGAUCUUGGCUGUGAUUUUGUUAAAAAAAGUUGUAAAACAUGGAUUGAUAUACGAAAAAGUCAAGACGAGGAAACUGAACCAUUCUGUGAUACGGUCAGUUCCGUUGAAUUCAAGCUACAGUGUAAUAUAGAUCGAUCAUCGGUAGCUUUGUGCAAUAUACAUAAAUACGACACUGAACUACCCGCUGAAUUCCAAGUAAGGACACCAUUUUAUUUGAGAAUAUUCUUGAUUUCCAGUUCAGUGGGAUUUUUUUUCUUUUUUGUAUUACUUCAUGUCCGCCGUUACCUCUUAAGAGCACUCCUGUCAUACAAGGGAUGGCUAUAUCAGACUCCAAAAAGGGAAUCUUGGAUUACUAUAAUAUGGGGUGGAUUAGUCCGUCUUGUUAGCGGAGGCUCACCGCUUACAUAUAGUUACCAACUUAGUCUGCCAAGACAACAGGUACCCACUAUCUCUGACACAAUAAAGCAAGUGUUGGAAUCUGUGGAGCCUGUCCUACCAGCUGAAAAAGUAGAAGAAAUGAGAAUACAAGCAAAGGAAUUUGAGGCAACUUUAGCACCUAAACUACAAAGAACAUUACAGAUCAAGUCUUGGUGGGCCUCAAAUUAUGUCACAGAAUGGUGGGAGAAGUACAUUUAUCUUAUAAAUAGAUCACCUAUUGCCAUCAAUAGUAAUUAUUAUUGUUUAGAUCAUGCUUAUUGGCAGCCAACAACGAACCAAGUAGCAAGGGCUGCCAGCCAGAUAUGUACAUUGAUGAAAGUGAAGCAAAUGAUACACAGGGAGCAGCUACGUCCAUUGGUGAUUCGUAAUACUAUACCACUUUGUAUGUACCAAUACGAGAGGGCAUUUUCAACUGUUAGAAUUCCUGGUGAAGAAAUGGAUGAACUUGUGCACUAUGAUUCCUCACAGUCGAAGCACAUCGUUGUCAUGCGAAAAGGAGUAUAUUACAAAUUAGACAUGUAUGAUGUCAAAGGUCAACUCUUGUCGCCAAUGACAACAGCAAAGCAACUUGAGUGGCUUAUAAAAGAUGCGGAUACACAACUCGAAUCAGACUCUGUUAAGGAAAGUACAAAAAUAGCAGCACUGACUGCAUGUAAACGAGAUGACUGGGCCAGAGUACGUAAGCAAUAUUUCACACAGGGUAUCAACAAGGAGUCAAUUUCUCUCAUAGACAGAGCUGCUUUCAUGGUUGUCCUGGAAACAAGACAGUAUGAUACGUUUUCCGAGCGUGGGAAGUUUCUGCUGCAUGGAGAUGGUUCAACUAUCUGGUUUGACAAGAACUUCACUAUGGUGUACUUUAGCAAUGGGAAGUGUGGUACCAAUGCUGAGCACUCUUGGGGUGAUGCACCCGUUACAGGACACAUAUUGGAACAUGCCAUGUCUGAAGAAAUUCCUGGUGUACCUUCACAAACUGGUGUUCUGUCUGGGAAAUAUGAUCCCAAUGGUUACUGUUUGCCAUUUGCAUAUUUCGACCAAGCCGCAGUACGACAUCCAUUCCAGCUCCAGUGGGAGGUUACUGAACCCCUUGCUGAGCACAUUAACAAUGCUUUCGCUUUUGCAGUCAAGAAUAACGAUGACCUUGAUUUGUGUGUGAUCAACCAUGAUGAUUAUGGCAAGGGAUUUGUUAAGAAAUGCAAGGUGAGUCCAGAUGCCUACAUACAACUGGCAUUGCAGUUAGCAUAUUAUCGUGAAACUGGUCAUUUCGCUUUGACGUAUGAAUCCUCGAUGACAAGACUGUUCCUACAUGGAAGAACAGAAACUGUACGAUCGGUCACAAAAGAAUCUAGCCUCUUUGUUAAGGCGAUGGAGGAUAACGAUAAGACAUCAGAUGAAAAGAUUCGUCUGAUGAGGCAGGCUGCGGAGGCACAUCAAAAGAUAUAUCGUGAUUGUAUGAGUGGAUAUGGAUGUGAUCGUCAUCUGUUUGCACUGUUUGUUCUCUGUAAAGGACUGGGUCAUGAAAGUGACUUUCUGCACACUGCUUUGACUUUACCAUGGACAUUGUCAACAAGUCAACAACCACAACAGCAAAUGGCUGGUAAUCCUUCAGUUGGUCUGCCAUGUUACAGAGAUAUGGCAUCUCCAGGAGGUGGUUUUGGUCCAGUAUCUGACACUGGGUACGGUGUUUCCUAUAUGAUACCAGAGGACAGCCGCUUUUUCUUUCAUGUGUCAUCAAAAAAGUCAUGCCCACAAACGGAUUCACAAAAGUUUGUAGAUAAAAUCUUCAAGGCUCUUGCUGAUAUGAAGGCUCUAUUUAAAGAUAAAUUUGUGUAAUAAAUAUGAGAUUGAAGAAGACAAGAAAUACAAUUCUGAUUAUUAACUACCAGGUACCUAUGUCAGAAUUCAGGCUAACAGUACUGGGUCAGUGUAAUAUUAUAACUACAUAGCAUUAAAAUUGUUAAACUUAAAAAAGUGACAGCAACUAGAAUUUU